Messenger RNA from Boeremia exigua, 1458 nucleotides. RefSeq lists its product as uncharacterized. The record is from RefSeq and is a predicted model, not a curated record. Gene Ontology annotation, cellular component: mitochondrion; membrane; cytoplasm. Bases 257 to 1213 code for a protein of 318 amino acids. NCBI's taxonomy places the organism in Eukaryota, Fungi, Ascomycota, Dothideomycetes, Pleosporales, Didymellaceae. The transcript has 2 exons.
ACCGUAUCCCCGUCCACCCGCAUUCAAACCCCCUUAGACACAGGCCCUACGUGACACUACCCACGUGCCCCAUCGCGCCAUCCCACUAGCGCCCCGACCCUGAGCGUUUCUUUCCGCGACCGGCCUCGGUUUCGGAAAAGCGCCAGCGGCCCCAACCAGCCGACCUCGCCCAUGACCGCCCAACGUUUCCUCAAAAUGUCGCUUCUGCUCUCCCACCCUCUGUGCCCACAGACUCGAUGAGCCCACCACACCCACCAUGACACCAACCGCCAGCGCCUGGCUCCGUGCGAGCCCCCGGCGCAUCACUUAUCCUCGGAACCGCACUUUCGUUCCGAGACCCUCGACCUGUGGUCCGCGAGCAGUGCGCCGCGGCCACAGCACCCAGACCCCAGCGGCACCGACACCGAAGUCUGCUGCGUCUACACCGUCUGCACCGUCUGCACCGUCUGCACCCGCCCCGCCCACCUCGAUCCCCGGCCCCGGGUACCUGUGGCUGCAGCCCGCGCUCGAGCCGUUCCGCGCGUACGGACGCGUGCAAGCGCGCAGGCCGUACUGGACGCAGUUUGUCAGCUCAUUGGUUAUAUACUGUGUUGGGGACAUGGUUGCGCAGGGGAUUGCUGAGCCGACAGCUGUACAGGAAGCGGAGGGGGGACUUGAGGGGGGCCUUCAAGAGGACGUUGAAGAGCGCGGCUGGGUGCAGGCGUGGAGCGAGGACCGCGACUGGGCGCGGACGGGGCGCGCGGUGGUCAUCGGCGGCCUCAGCAGCAUCCCCAGCUACAAGUGGUUCCUGUGGCUGAGCGUCAACUUCAACUACCCGUCCAAGAUGCUCAGCUUGACGGCCAAGGUGGUCGUGAGCCAGGUCCUCUUCACGCCCGUCUUCAACUCGUAUUUUUUUGGCAUGCAGACGCUGCUCGCGGGCGCGUCGCUGGAUGAGUGCGCCGAGCGCAUCCGCCGCACCGUGCCGACGAGCUGGGUCAACAGCUGCAAGUUCUGGCCCGUGAUUACCGCGUUUAGCUUCACGUACGUGCCGAUCCAGUACAGGAGUAUCUUUGGCGGCGUGAUCGCGAUUGGCUGGCAGACGUAUCUGAGUCUGCUGAACCAGCGGGCGGCGGCGGAGGAGCUGCUCGAGCACGGGGGCGCGGCGCAUGCCCCGGUGGCGGCGGUGGCGGAGCGGGAAGAGCGGUAUAGCGGGAAGGAGAAGUGCGCUGCUUGAGUGGUGUUGGACGGCACUUCGGGCCUGGUGGCGGGGUUUCUUUUGUCAUAGACCGUAUAAGAGGGGGUUGCAUUGCGAGGCGUUCAGUUCGAGGUCAUCACUAUAUCCGGUCAACAAAGCCACAUACCACUUAGACGAAAAUCACACAUCUUCAUCCCACCAGACGGGCUGACAGGCUCUGUUCCGAAGAUCCUAGUCACAGCGUUGCUCAAACCAAACAGCACUGCCACAACUCCAAGCAGACA